Closterium sp. NIES-67 is the source of this 4740-nucleotide messenger RNA. NCBI's taxonomy places the organism in Eukaryota, Viridiplantae, Streptophyta, Zygnematophyceae, Desmidiales, Closteriaceae. The record is from the annotation of a GenBank genome assembly.
AUUUUCCGUUUGCCUGCUGCUCUCUUUUUGUCUCUCGCUCAUGUUUGUCGGAAGCAUCGAGCUGUCGGAAGCAUCGAGUACGAAGUCGUCUACACUAAUCUGGCGGUUACUAUUGCGGGUUAAUUAGGAGACACUCGUUCGCUAUUUGACGUUUUGUCAGGUCUCGCCAAGUCGCGGUAGAAUAUUCCUCAGUUACAGGAAAUCCCUUUGUCACAGCCGCUCGCUACUGGUUUUUUUUUUUUUUAGUUCCAGGUUCGACGUCGCGGCGUGGCGUCUCGUUCAUGAGUAGUCCCCAUGGAGCAAGACGCGAAUCUUAGCGCAUAUCACGGAGGGUCGGACAUGGAAUUCGACGUGUCGGCGAGAAACCUCGACGCAGAUCCAUGGGGUAUCGGCGAGUUCCAGGUUUCAUCUAUUGAGGGGGCGUACGAUGCACUGUUACGAGACUUCGCGACACCUGACAGUUGUAACGCCGCGGCGGCGCCUGCUAUCGGCGGCACGGCACCUGCUGCGUCGGCAGCUGCUUAUCCAGGCUCGUUUAAUAAUGACGGGCCUCCAGCGGUUGACGACGCGUGGAGGAACGAGCAGGCGUGCUUCGAAGAUCCUCACAUGCGUCCUGCAUGGAAGAAUGAGCAGAAAAAUACAGAUUUCGUGACGUCGGGAGGAAUACAGAGGCCGGGACUUCUGCAGCAGCAGCAGCAGCAGCAGCAGCAGCAGCAGCAGCAGCAGCAGCAGCAGCAGCAGCAGCAGCAGCAGCAGCAGCAGCAGCAGCAGCAGCAGGGUCAAGAGAAGGGACACGAGCAGCAGGGAGUGCAGUGGGGAGGGUACACUUCAGAUGCUAAUGAUGGUGGUCCUGUGAAGCCCACUUCUAACCUGCAACACUCAUACCUCAAUGGCUUUCGCUUGGACGCUCAAAAUGCAAGUUUUCACGAGCAGCAGCAUCCUCGUGAUCAGCAAUACCAGGGCCAAUGUUUGAGCCAGCCCCAGCACCAGAAGCAGGAGACGCAGCAGCAGCAGCAGCAGCAGCAGCAGCAGCAUGAGUGGCAAGAUGAACCGCAGCAGCAGCAGGGACGGCAGCAGCAGCAGAUGCAGGAACAGAUAAAGCAUCAGGGGAGGCAGGAGCCGCAGUGGGUGGAAGAUCAUUUGGUGCGGGACGACAUGAUGAUGCAAGCCGCAGUGGGUAGUAAGCGACAGAGGGAGGGGGGACAGGGGGACGACAGAGGGCUAGGGCUACUCGCCUUGCAAGGAGCGCUUGUGAGCAGAAGCAGCAGCGAUGGUGGGAUGAGGAGAGUCGGACACCAGCACCAGCAGCAGCAGCAGCAGCAGCAGCAGCAGCAGCAGCAGCAGCAGCACCAACAGCAGCAGCAGCACCAACGGCACUCCCUCUCGGCGCACCGCCGGCAGCAGUCCUUCCCCCUGCCGUCCCGUGCCAGCGUGGAAACCGAGAGCGCCACGUCAUCAUGGACGUCAUCGGGUGCGGUCAGCGAAGGGCGGAGGGUGGGGCAGCGCAGGGGCCGCCCAGGAAUGCUGCUUGAGGACAGCUCGAUCGCCGCGAGCCAGCCAGGAGCCAUGGGCGGUCGCAACGUGGGCGGUGGCAGCAUGGGUGGUGGCAGUGUGGUGGCAUGUGACAGCGACGCUGGGAGAUCAAGUCCCAUGGGGUCUGGUCAUGAUGAGGGGGGGGCGCAUGGGGACGCCAGGCGCAUGGUCCCGCCGCAGACACAUGGGUUGAGCCAUCAUGUGGGCUCUCAGCCGGGUGCGAUGGGGUAUGAUGUGGAGUUGGAAAGAGCAGGCAUGGCGCAUGUGGAAGGGCAGAGCCAGCAGGAGCAGCAGCAGCAGCAGCAGCAGCAGCAGCAGCAGCAGCAGCAGCAGCAGCAGCAGCAGCAGCAGCAGCAGCAGCAACAGCAGCACCAGCGGCAUCAUCAUCAUCAUCAUCAGCAGCACCAUGGGGCCAUGCAUCUUGGCAUGCCUCCCCAUGGCGCACCGCAUGCAGGCAUCACCGCCAGCGCACCAAGUACUGGUAUUCACCCGCUGCAGCAGCAGCAGCACCGUAGCUCACACAUGUCCCCGUCCCCUUCCAUCUCUCACUCCCACUCUCACUCCUCCCCUGCCGCCCUGCCUCUCCUUUCCACCCACUCCCCCUCCCCAUUCCCCCUGAUGCCCCAACCUUCCGCCACCGCCGCCUCCUCUCUCCCCCCCUUCCCCACUCACCUCCACCCUGCACACGCGGCCCUCUUUUCUACCACACCUGCCACGGUCACAGCUGCUGGAAACCAUCUCCCUGCCCCUCUUGCUGCCCCAUCCCUCUCCCCUUCCGCCACUGCUACAGCUCCCGCUACCCCCCAAUGCCCCCCUCCUUCCCCCCCGCCCACGAAACCCCCUCCGCCGCCCCCCCCAUCUCCCCCUCCGCUCUCCUGGGCGCGCUCUCCUCCCUCCAUAGCGCAGUCCGCGCCGUCGCGUGCGCUGCAGGAACAGCAGGAGGUGGCGGCGGUGGGAGUGGCGACGGUGAUUCAGCAGGUUGCGGCCGCGGCUGUGGGGCUGCUGCCACCGCACCUGCAGCAGCAGCUGGUUGUGCCGGAUAUUGCAGGGGUUGUGAAUGGGGGGAGUGGGGGGGUUGGGGCACCCCAGAACCCGCACCAGCAGCAACACCUGCAGCUGCAGCAACAACAACACCUGCUGCCGCCACACCAGCAGCAGCUGGUGGUGGAGGCGGAUAUCGCAGGGGUUGUGAAUGGAGGAAGGGGGCUUCUUGAGGCGGCCCAAAGCUCGCAGCAGCAGCAGCAGCAGCAGCAGCACCUGCUGCCACCGCACCUGCAGCAGCAGCAACGCCAGCAACAGCAGCAGCAGCAGCAGCAGCAGCAGCAGCAGCAGCAACAGCAGCAGCAACAGGAGCAACAACUGGAGGGCAACCUAAAAGAAACCGAUCAGGAGGAGCAGCAGCAGCAGGAGCAGCAGAAGCAGCAGCAGCAACAGCAUCUGCAGCCACAGAUUGAGUUGCUUCGAAGGCUCCUGGAAUCUCGCAGCCAGCAGCAGCAGGCAGGCCAGCUGCCAGCAGCAGAGGGCGGGAUGGAGACUACAGGCCCUCACGUGGGCAGCGGCAACUUGCCCGAGAGCCGAGGGGGUCAGGGUGGUGGUGAUGGCGAUGGUGAUGGUUGUUGUGGUGCUGAUGUUGGUGGUGGUGAUGGUGGUGGUAGCUUGAUGCGUGCUCCUGUGAAGGAGGAAGUGCAGGCUGCAGACGACGUCAGCACGGGUGGAGACACCAAAGUCGCGCCCAUGCCAUUGCAUGGUGGUGGCUUUGCCAUGGCAUCUCGUGGUAACGCCAUGGCGGCAUGUGACGACGCCAUGCCCCCCAGUGUGAGUAUGGCUACUGCCAGCAUCAGCCAGGGAGGCAGCAGUGGCAUGGGCGGCAGCAUUCUGGGCGGCAGUGGAAUGGACGGCAGUGUUUUGUGCGGCAGCAGUGGCAUGGGACUGAGCAGAAGCAGGGUUGGGAGAGGGGCGGGCUUCCCAGUUGACGUUAAGAGUGAGAGCCAAAUGCGAAACGGGAGCGAGGAUGAGGACGAGGAAGAAGAGGAGGGGGAGGGAGAGGAGGAGGAAGAGGAGGAUGAGGAGGGGGGGAGCAGCAAGGGAGGAGCGGCGGAGCGAAGAAGAGGCAGUGAGGGGGUGACACGUGGCGGGUUUGAAUUGGUGGAGCUGCAGGUGGAGGAGCUCAUGGCGGAGCACACCCUCUUCUGCGAGGUGUGCGGCAAGGGCUUCAAGCGCGACGCCAACCUGCGCAUGCACAUGCGCGGCCAUGGCGAUGCCUACAAGGCCGCCACCUCCCUCUCCCGCCCCGCACUCUCCGCCGCCGGCUCCGCCGCCCGCUCCGCCGCCCGGCCCCAGCGCUACAGCUGCCCGGAAUUCGGGUGCAAGCGCAACCAGCUACAUCCGGACUUCCAGCCCUUGAAAACCGUCCUGUGUGUGAAGAACCACUACCGGCGCACGCACUGCGCCAAGCAGUACACGUGCAGCCGCUGCGGCGUGAAGCAGUUUGCCGUGCUGGCCGAUCUGCGCACACACGAGAAGCACUGCGGCCGCUCGUCCUGGAAGUGCUCCUGUGGGUCGUCCUUUAGCCGCAAGGACAAGCUCCUGGGGCAUCUCUCCCACUUCACAGGCCACCACGCCGUUGCUGCCGGCCCCUCUGACCUCCCCCUGCCCGCCCUCCCCUCUGCUGCUGGUGCUGCUGCUGCUGCUGCUGCUGCUGCUGCUGCUGCUGCUGGUGCUGUUGACGCUGCCACUGCUGCCGCUUCUGCUGCUGUUUCUGGUGCUGCAGUUGCUGAUCCUGCCACGGCUGAUGCAGCUGGUAGCGGCGGUGACGGCAGCAGUGGCUAUGGCAGUCCUGCCUUUGGCAGUUACUAUGGGAACACAGCUGUGUCGUCAGCCCUUGUAUCUGCUGCAAUAACCAGAGGUGCAAUGACAGGUGUGCAUGCCAGUACUAGAAGCACCACAGCAGCAAUCAACAUGGCUGCGGGCAGUUCGCCUACUGCUGCUCCCUCUGCCUUCACCACCGCCCCCUCUGCUCUCACAUUGGCUACAGAUGGGGCAUUCUCCUAGUGUAGUUGGGUUAGGAAUUUUUCUGGGUAUUGAGCAGCGCAAUAACAACCCUAACCCCUAGCUGACAUGCCGCCCACCUGGCACGACCCUGUCAUGUCGUUUUGUUUGGGUGUGCAUUGCACCAAUAAGAGUUUUCUGUAAAGUUGAAAUUUUACA